Acipenser ruthenus (sterlet) is the source of this 1983-nucleotide messenger RNA. RefSeq names its product protein shisa-5-like. Lineage: Eukaryota; Metazoa; Chordata; Actinopteri; Acipenseriformes; Acipenseridae. Bases 68 to 874 code for a protein of 268 amino acids. The transcript has 7 exons. The record is from RefSeq and is a predicted model, not a curated record.
CCUACACAUUACAGUGAUACAGUUCAGAACCAAAAGUUAGAUUGAGAAAGCGACCGAUCACAAAGCAAUGAUGGAGAAGAGCUCUUGUGUUCUUGCAAUCUUAUCUGCAGUUUUUAUACCACUGGCCUUUUCUGACAAUUGUAUGCCCUACGUUGACCAAUAUAAAAAGUGGCACAGUGAGGAAGACUGUGGUUUUACUCAGUUCUGCUGUGGAGACUGUGAGAGACGAUAUUGUUGCCGCAAUUAUUUUUCUAAAUUUGAAGAAGAUGCACAAAUGAAUUGUCACAGAAGUAGGCCCAAUGAUGCUCCGGAUCUGCAGGAGAACUUCGACAAUGUGAACAGUAGACCCAAUGAUGCUCCGGAUCUGCAGGAGAACUUCGACAAUGUGAACAGCAUGGCAACGCCGAUCGUGUCCGUUGUGGUGACCAUCGUGAUCGUCGUCAUCGUCAUCAUCAUCUCGUGCUGCACAUGCUCCUGUUGCUGCCUGUACAGAAUGCGCAGAGGAAGCCCAAGAUCGGUCAUUGCACCUAAUGCAACAACCACUACUACAGUGAGGCAAGUGCCAUACCAACAGCAGCCUACUGCAACUCAGACUUACCCUUCCGCACAGUACCCAGCCUACCAGCAAGUGCCAGUCCAGGAGUGCCCAUCAGUCUACCCACCCCAGGUGUCUGGGGCCCCUCCUCCCUAUCACGAGGCUGUCUCAGUUGGUAUGGAAGCCCGUCCUUAUCCCCCAGCCCAGCUGGGAUACAACCCCAACCAGCCCAACUGCAACCUUUCUGGGGCUGUCUACAACCCAGACCAGCCAGCCUACAACCCUGCUCAGCCUGCCUACAACCCAGCCUACAUGGACCCACACAAGCCAGGCCACUGAAAUGGACCUCUGCAAAUUCCAAAUGCAUUAUCAAUACUGUUGAUCUGCUUCUGCUGUCCGUGUAGGAAUAUAGUGACAACAAGAGAACUUUAUGAACAUGUUAUCCUUGGAUGUCUACAACAACAAAAAAUGAUUCCUGUUUUUUUUGGAAUAUUUUCUGUUUACUUUUUAUUUGCCUUCUAAAAAAGCAGCUCAAAAGUUUUACUGUCCAGCGAAUUAUUUAAAGUAGAUUAGAAAAUAUUGUUUCAUAGAUAGAAGUAUAAAACUAUGUUGGUUUAUUCCAAUUAUUAUUGCAAAAGAGAGUAUUUAGAAGUCCAAAAUUGUAAGAUAGAUAGGUAGAUAGAAACACCCAUCUUAUAAGGUCCAGUGAUACACACAUUAUUGUGAAUAGGAUAAUACUAGAAAUCAGUGUUUGAAACCGUGCUCCUGUAGAGAUUAUUGAUAUAUGUGUCCUUGCAACUUACUCUGAAGUUGUGAUGGUUAGGGGAAAAAGCAAAUGCAUGCCAAAAGGUAUAUUUUAUUUAUACACCAGCAUUUGAAUUGCUAUUGUGAAAUAGAAGAUCUCAAACUGUCUCAUUACACAUACAUUAAUUGUUUCGUUUACAAGCAAGUUGAUUUAUUUUGGUUAACAGUUGUAACAGUAUUGUUAGUCACACUGCAGUGCAACCUGCAGCACAUUGAAAGAACUGCUGUGUAUUUUGUGAGGAUGAUCUUUCUUUCCAUUGUUUCAAGAUCGGAUUUAAUUAGCCUGUUACAGAACAUGUUGUCUUCUUCUGCACUGUUUACUCAGGUUUACUGGAGACUAUUCCUUUUUAAAAUUCAUAACCACUUCAUUGCAACUUUUUUAUGGGGAUGACAGAAAAAAAAAAAAAUAUAUAGGAAAUGCCUUCCUUUUUUAGAUAAUAAAAUGUCACCUGGAUGGAGAUACAAUAUCCAAUUCAAGCUUUAAAAUGACAAGUAGGUCUUAAAUCAUUAUCCGUAAAGGGGUCACUGUAAAAGUUGGGACACUGGGUUGCUUUCUUUGUGUUUUAUAUGUGAAUCAAUGAAUAUUGAAAUCGUUCUCUGUCAUAGACAUACCUGAAUAAAGUGCCUUUAUUGUGCCUGUAAUA